AUGAACAGGUUAAGAGUCCCUAUCUCAACAAAUGAAGAUAAGGAUAAACUAUGCUCCUCUACUUCCAUGCAAGCAUCUGCGUACAAAACUUCAACACUUUGUGCUGAUGACAACGUAAUUGUUGAAGAAUGCCAUGAUCCAAGGCCAGUCCAAUGCUUUCAUGCUGACAAAAAUGAUGUAGAAUUGGUAAACUCUGACUACAAAGCUGAAGUAUCUCGCUCUCUGUCUUUGAAAAAGAGUAGAAAGAGACAACGGGCUGAGGAAGUUCCAUCUAACAUAGAUGAUGAGGUGAUAUGCACUGGGGACACCAAUAAUCCUGUUCAAACCCCAGUCCAUAAUGGAAAAGAGACUAGUUCAUCCAAUCCAGUUUCUGAACCUGAUAACCAUUACUUCACUGGCGGCUUACUCGGCCCUGAUGGAACCAACUGGCACUUGGGAAAAUGGUGCAAGAAAGGUCAGAACCAAGGAUCAAAUUCAAAAGCAGGCGAUCUAAUUGCGGUUGGAGCUGAUGGCAGAGGUGGCCGAAUCAAGGUUAUGAGACAACUUCAUCAACCAUCACUGGAUUCUAAAUGCAAGCAAAGUGGCAAACAAAGCAAGUUGAGAGGAAAAGGAGUGUUGCAGAUUUGA
Salvia splendens (bonfire salvia) is the source of this 627-nucleotide messenger RNA. RefSeq lists its product as uncharacterized. The transcript is spliced from 3 exons. Bases 1 to 627 code for a protein of 208 amino acids. The record is from RefSeq and is a predicted model, not a curated record. NCBI's taxonomy places the organism in Eukaryota, Viridiplantae, Streptophyta, Magnoliopsida, Lamiales, Lamiaceae.